This is a messenger RNA of Phoenix dactylifera (date palm), 3910 nucleotides long. RefSeq names its product potassium channel AKT1-like. NCBI's taxonomy places the organism in Eukaryota, Viridiplantae, Streptophyta, Magnoliopsida, Arecales, Arecaceae. Gene Ontology annotation, biological process: potassium ion transport; transmembrane transport. Gene Ontology annotation, cellular component: membrane. The record is from RefSeq and is a predicted model, not a curated record. Gene Ontology annotation, molecular function: voltage-gated potassium channel activity; protein binding.
AUUAUUGAUGCGGCGACUAUCCGCGAAGGUACACCACUGCGGUGCAAAAGUACCGCCAGGAUCCCCAUUCAAAUUUCACGCUUGUUUCGAUCCUAGCCCAUGACAAUUCCCACCCGUAGCCGUAGCCGUAGCCGUAGGGGUAGCCGUCUUUCCUAUCGCAGGUGAGCUGGGCCUGCCAGACGGAGAGACCGUUGCCUGCGUGCGCUCUCAUCCCCUAUAAAAGAAGCAAACCCCUCGAAACCGAGCGCCAGCGAGCCAUGGCGGAAUUUGGGAAGGACUUUUGCUAGGGUUUCCAAGCUCUUUCGAGCGAUCUAUUUCGUAUAGCAGACGGGGAGAGAGAGAGAGAGAGGGGGGAGGAGUGGUGAUGGGAAAAAAAUCGGGAAAGAGGGAUUACGAAGGGUGAGAUCGAAGGGAGACUUCCUUUAGCGUCGGUGGCGGUGGUGGUUGGAAAUAGAUUUAUUGUUCUUUAGGGUUUUCUCUUAUAAAUAAUAAUAAAGAAGACUUUUUUUUUUAAUUAUAUAUAAAAGAAACAAGGGAGGCGGAGAGAGAGAGAGCGUUCAGAGAGACGCUGGAAACAGGGGAUAGAAGAAGGGUCUGGACUGCGGAGGCGGAGAAGAAGAGAUGGCGGCGAGGAGGAAGAAGGGGGUGUUCAAUAUGCCGGUGAUGAUGUGCGGACGGGAAGCGGAGACGGAGCUGUCGAGGGACGGGAGCCAUUACAGCUUAUCAAGCGGGAUACUCCCCUCCCUUGGGGCCAUGAGCAACCGGAGGGUCAAGCUCCGCAGGUUCAUCGUAUCCCCUUACGAGCGGAGAUACAGAUAUUGGGAAACAUUUCUGAUCAUUCUGGUCAUAUAUUCUGCCUGGGUAUCUCCGUUUGAAUUCGGGUUCCUAGUGAAGGAAAACGGGGCUCUAGCUAUGAUUGAUAAUAUUGUUAAUGGGUUCUUUGCAAUCGAUAUUAUUUUGACCUUCUUUGUAGCCUUCAUCGAUAGAGCAACAUAUCUUCUCAUAGAUGAUCCCAAGCAGAUUGCUUGGAAGUACAUGACCAGCUGGUUUGUUCUGGAUGUUGUUUCCACCAUCCCCACAGAACUUGCUCGGAAGAUUCUGCCUCCAAAGGUUCGGUCCUAUGGAUUCUUCAACAUGCUUCGGCUCUGGCGUCUCCGAAGAGUUAGUGCGCUUUUUGCUCGGUUGGAAAAAGAUAGGAACUUUAACUACUUUUGGGUUCGAUGCGUAAAGCUUAUUUGUGUGACUCUUUUUGCUGUCCAUUGUGCUGGGUGCUUCUAUUAUCUUCUUGCUGCAAGAUACCACAAUCCCAGCAAGACAUGGAUAGGGGUUUAUAUGCCGGAUUUCCAUGAAAGAAGCUUGUGGGUCCGGUAUGUAACCUCUAUGUACUGGUCAAUCACCACUCUAACAACUGUAGGGUAUGGAGACUUGCAUGCAGAAAAUACGAGGGAGAUGAUCUUUGACAUCUUUUAUAUGCUCUUCAACCUUGGACUAACAGCAUAUUUGAUUGGUAAUAUGACCAAUUUAGUUGUUCAUAGGACAGGCCGAACUAGAAAAUAUAGGGAUACAAUUCAAGCUGCCACAGGUUUUGCGCAAAGAAACCAGCUCCCAGUUCGUCUGCAAGACCAGAUGAUCUCACAUCUGAGUUUGAAGUUCAGGACAGACUCCGAAGGGCUUCAACAGCAGGAGACUCUCGAUGCCCUUCCCAAAGCCAUCCGAUCCAGCAUUUCGCACUAUCUAUUCUACAAUCUUGUUCAGAAGGUUUACUUGUUUCGAGGAGUUUCCAAUGAUCUGCUUUUCCAGCUGGUCUCUGAGAUGAGAGCUGAAUACUUUCCUCCAAGGGAGGAUGUUAUCUUGCAGAAUGAAGCACCCACAGACUUCUACGUACUAGUGACUGGCACUGCUGAACUGAUAGAUCACAAGAAUGGAAUUGAACAGCAGAUUUUGCGGGUGGCCAGGGCAGGCGAUCUUGUUGGAGAGAUCGGAGUUCUUUGUUACAGGCCCCAACUAUUCACAGUUCGAACUAAAUCACUGUGCCAGCUAUUACGUUUGAACCGUACCACAUUUCUUAGUACCGUUCAGUCAAAUGUUGGAGAUGGCACAACAAUUAUGAACAAUCUACUUCAGUAUCUGAAAGAGCAGGAGGAGGACCCUGUGAUGGAAGGAGUCUUGAGAGAGAUAGAGAACAUGCUGACUUGGGGUCGACUGGACUUGCCUCUUACUCUAUGUUUUGCAGUAAUUAGAGGAGAUGAUUUACUUUUGCAUCAGCUUCUGAGACGUGGUCUGGAUCCAAAUGAAUCGGACAACAAUGGGCACACGGCACUGCAUAUAGCAGCAUCACAAGGAAGUGAGCAUUGUAUUCGUCUGCUGCUAGAUUAUGGGGCAAAUCCCAACUGCAGAGAUUCUGAAGGAAGUGUUCCCCUAUGGGAGGCUAUACUUGGGAAGCAUGAUGCUGCGGCCAAACUGUUAAGAGAUAAUGGUGCAAAUCUCUCAGCCGGUGACAUGGGCCUGUUUGCUUGCAUAGCCGCUGAGCAGAACAGCCUAGAGCUGCUUAAGGACGUCAUUCGUUAUGGGGGAGAUGCAACAUUGCCCAAGAAAGAUGGGAAUACUGCACUGCACCUUGCAGUUUGUGAAGGGAAUCACCGAAUAGUGGAGUUCUUACUUAAACAAGGAGCUAACAUUGAUAAGCCUAACUGUCAUGGUUGGACUCCCAGGAAUCUAGCGGAACAGCAGGGGCAUGAAGAGAUUCAGGCUCUCUUUGAAGCCAAGAAGGCAUGCGAAAACACUUCUCCUAUAAACAACUCCACACCAGUCUCUCGUCCCAUUGGAAGAAGAUUUAGGAGCGAGCCUGUAAUUCCACAUGUAUCCCAUGAAGGCGCACCUCUGUCUGGAGAUGGGUCUUUGGAGGAAGGCCGCCACCCCAGGCGGAAGAGCAGCGACUUCCACAACUCGUUAUUUGGGAUCAUGUCGGCUGCUAACCUCGAGAGAAAAACUGGACUUUUCUCAUCUAUUGGCCCUCCAAGGACCAUGAUGUCGUCGGGUGCUGCCCUGCAUUACCCCCACACCUCGCAACUUCGGGUGACCAUUAGCUGCCCAGAGAAAGGUGACAUUACUGGCAAGCUUGUGCUUCUGCCAUUAUCACUAAAGGAACUCCUUGAUAUUGGUGCUAAGAAAUUUGAUUUCUUGCCCGCUAAAGUCCUUACAAAAGAUGGUGCGGAGGUUGAUGAUGUAAAGGUUAUAAGAGAUGGUGAUCAUCUUGUUCUGGUCAGUGAUGAUUGGAUGAGACAAAGGAAUCCCCAAGAGGCGAGAUAUUCAUGAGUUGAUUUUUUUUUUUUUUCCACCUUCAUUGCCAGGCUUUGUUGUGGACCACCACCAUGUGGUGCUGAUGGUCAGGGGUAUGGAGAACGUCCUUGUGGCUGGUCAUCUCAUCAUUGGAUCUUAGUUUUUUUUUUUUUGGUAUGAAGAUGCAAUUCAAGCAUCAGGAUUGGUAACGUUUUGAAAGGCGAAGCCACAAGCGCAGAGUGCGUUAGGUCCGGUCCGGUCCUCUUCUGGAGAUAAUAUGUACGACUUGAGUGGAAAAGAGCAGACAAAGUUUUAUGAGAGGGAGCAGAUUGAUGUAGCAGAUAACAAGAGGAUAAGCAAACUUGUUACAAAUUACGAAGGCAUCUUCUUCUUUCUCCUCCUCUUUUAUGAUUGCCGCUAGUUGGCAGUCAUGUUAUGACAUCUUCCAAGGCGCAUCUAUGGACAUGAUGAGGGUACGAAAAGCGAAUGAAAUGUGGUAUAAGCACUGUAAAAGCACAGGUUGCUUCAUUUUUUUUCUUGAGGAACCAUGAACUUUGUUAUAAAAAGGAAAAAUGCUGGGUAAAUGGUCCAAAUAAUUGGAAACAAAAUUGAUAAGCAAAUUUUUUUUAUA